AUCUAACAAGCAAUGGUGGCGACGACACUGCAGCGUCAGGAUGGCCGUGCCGGCAACGAGCUGCGGCCGUUUGCGUCCGAACAGGGAGCAUUAUUUCGCGCUGAUGGCUCUGCUCGUAUGUCGCACGGUAGCAGUACCGUGCUAGCGGCGGUAUAUGGCCCCGGUCAGGCGCGCAAUUGGCGCGCUGAGAAGACGGACAAGGCUACAUUGGACGUGUGCUUCAAGCUCGAGAAGGGCAUCAUGACCUCUAAGGAGAAGGAAUACGAGCAGAUUAUCCGAGAGACCUUCACACCAGUUGUGCUCACCGACAACUUUCCGCGCGCCGUUAUCAGCAUCGUGGUGCAAGUGAUCGAAGACAAUGGCUCUCUUCUUGCAGUUGCAAUCAAUGCGGUGAGUUUGGCGCUGAUGGACGCUGGCGUUCCCAUGAUUUCGGUCGUCACGGCGACCUCGUGCAGCAUUUUCGAUGACGGCAACUUGUACCUGGACCCGACAUCCGCUGAAGAAGAGGAAGCUGUUUCAUGGGUCACCACCGCGCGAUCUAGCACGAGUGACGGAGUCUUGACCUGCAUCAGCAACGGUUUGCUGUCAGAAGAGCAAUAUUUCGCAUGUUCAGAGGCAUGCCAGAGGGCAUCGGAGAGUGUGGCGGCUUUCUUCCGCAUCGUUCAGCAGAAGAAACACCCACUCGAGUCGGCUGGUCAGUAAAUUAAUACUGGAAUAGAGUGCUUCACCUUGCUCGAAAAAUGCAGCCACUUAGCUGAUAUGUCGAUGCAGAUGCCGUGCAAUUAGCCAUACCGAACCGUAUCGUCGACAAACCAGUCAAACUUCUCGUUGCCAAAGCCAGCGAUAACGCUUUUGAUCUGCGAGUACGAACGAUACGCCUCCAGUCCAUUCUCUCUCCUGCAGUACAACAGUCACCGGUAAAAAGCUUUAGCGUAUUAAUCCUGCUAAACCAUAAUUUUGAACAGCUCACCCCAUGCCGCUAUCCUUGACACCUCCCCAAGGACUCGACGGAUCGUUUCGAUGAUGAUCGUUCAGCCAAACUAUCCCGGCUUCCAAACUGUUGGCCACACGAUGAGCUCGCUUGAUGUUGUUGGUCCAUACAGCCGCACCAAGCCCAAAUGGAGAAUCAUUUGCCAGCCGAACAGCGUCGGCUUCAUCCUGUAGACACAGCAGCAAGCAUCAGUCUCGAGAAGUACAAUGGUAUUUGGAGGAAGCUCACCGUGAAGGAAUACGCAGCUACCACUGGACCGAACACUUCUUGCUGCACAAUUUCCAUGUCAGGUGUAACAUCCGUGAUCACAGUCGGCUCGUAAAAGUAUCCCUACAACAAGUCU
This is a messenger RNA of Phytophthora nicotianae INRA-310, 1334 nucleotides long. RefSeq lists its product as hypothetical. Lineage: Eukaryota; Oomycota; Peronosporomycetes; Peronosporales; Peronosporaceae. The transcript is spliced from 7 exons. The record is from RefSeq and is a predicted model, not a curated record. Gene Ontology annotation, biological process: poly(A)-dependent snoRNA 3'-end processing; nuclear mRNA surveillance; rRNA catabolic process. Gene Ontology annotation, cellular component: cytoplasmic exosome (RNase complex); nucleolus; nuclear exosome (RNase complex). The coding region runs from base 13 to 702 and encodes 229 amino acids.